AUGUUGGCGCUUGUUGCAUCGAGUGCUGCCGGUCGUGAGGCUGCUGAGCAGCAUAACCAAGAGAACGGUGAGACGGAUGAGAGUAAGAAUCGAGUGGAAGAUAAUGAUUACAUCCGAACGGUGGUCGUCACAUCAUCAGAGCAUACGUACUUCAUGCAAAUGCCUGUAUGUUUAAUCUGUGGCAGUAUCGGUAAGGAUUCCGAGGGAACGAUGGUAGCUUGUGCGACGUGUGCACAGAACUAUCAUACCUACUGCGUCGGCCUUCAUGAUAAGCUGAAUUCAACGGUGGUGAAACGUGGUUGGCGUUGUUUGGACUGUACAGUGUGUGAAGGAUGUGGUGACGGUCGUGAU
Molecule: messenger RNA, 351 nt
Organism: Anisakis simplex (herring worm)
Lineage: Eukaryota; Metazoa; Nematoda; Chromadorea; Rhabditida; Anisakidae
Source: the annotation of a GenBank genome assembly